AACAACAGUAACUAUAUGGGGCAUUCAAAAACAUGUCUAAUGUAUUUAUGCACAGUGAUAGGUCGGUCAACCCCGAUGCCUGAUGUCACGCACUUGGAACUACUGGUAGUGGUUGGAUCUGAUGUCCAGCAGGUCCACAACCAGGAUACCGAACGCUACAUACUCACCAACCUCAACAUCGCCUCAGAACUGUUGAGGGACAUGACUUUGGGAGCCAAUAUGAGGGUGCACCUGGUUCGCAUGAUCAUCCUGUCCAAACCAGAGUCAGAGAUCCGAAUGUCAACAAACAUCACCUCUUCUCUCCGAAGUGUGUGCGACUGGGGCUCCCGCUUAAAUCCGUCUAAUGAUACGGACCCACUGCAUGCUGAUCUCCUCUUGUACAUUACAAGGUAUGACCUGGUGUUGCCUGAUGGAAACAAGCAGGUCAGGGGAGUUACACAGCUGGGAGGUGCUUGUUCCAGUGAGUGGAGCUGUGUGAUCACAGAGGACACUGGAUUUGACCUGGGGAUCACUAUUGCUCAUGAGAUUGCACACAGUUUUGGCAUCAAUCAUGAUGGAGUGGGGAACACAUGCAGUCGGAAUGGCUUCAUGAUGGCCUCUGAUGGCGGCUACAACAGUGUGGAUCUGACCUGGUCGCCCUGUAGCAGACAUCAGCUGCUCACUUUUUUCAGCGAAGGCAAUGCUGAGUGUGUAAAGGAUCUACCAGCCGUUGAAAGCUCCCUACAGGACUGGAAGCCUGGCCUCUAUUAUGGUGUGGAUGACCAGUGUCGAAUAGCUUUUGGAAGUAAUGCAAGAAGCUGCUCAUUUACAGAUCCAGAUAUGCCAAUGUGUAGGGUUCUAUCUUGUCACACGAACACAAAUGAUGACAAUUCCUGCAAACGUCUUCUAGUACCUCUGCUAGACGGGACCCAAUGUGCACCAAAUCAAUGGUGUUUGAAGGGACGUUGCGUGUUCCCGGACCAGCUCAGCACCUCGGCAGUGGUGCAUGGCUCUUGGUCCAGCUGGUCGGGGUUCUCCCACUGCUCACGAACAUGUGGCGGCGGAAUCGUUCGCCGCACGCGCCAAUGCAACAACCCGAGACCCGCUUUUGGGGGAAAGGAUUGUGUGGGGAUAGAUAUUGAGGCUGAACUUUGUAACAGGCAGCCAUGUGAACGCACCCAGCUGGAUUUCAUGGCUGAGCAAUGUUCCCACACUGAUUUCCAACCGCUAUACCUUCAUCCACACCAGGCCUCCUUCUACACCUGGAUCCCUGCAGUGGGCUUCUCACAAGGUGGGGAAAAAAAAAGCUACUCAUCCUGUGAAUUUAGUUUUGAAGUGUUCCUGCUGUCGUCAGGUGAUGACCAAUGCAGAUACAUGUGCCAGUCCAAGGGAGAAGCCUUCAUUGUGAGCCGUGGAUCUCAGUUUGCUGAUGGGACACGGUGCGAGGCUGAUGGCCAACUUCCUCCUGGCUCAAUAGCUGCUUGUCUGCAAGGGAAAUGUCUGCUCUUCGGCUGCGACGGCGUGUUGCACUCUGGGAAAGUGAGAGAUGUGUGUGGUUUGUGCGGUGGGGAUGGCUCUUCCUGCACACUGACCACGGAAUCUUACACUGGAGGUCAGGCAAAAGAGUACACCACUUUCUUGUCUUUGCCAUUGAAUGCUACGCAGGUUUAUAUCAUCAACAGGGCACCUUUAUUCACUCACAUGGCUGUAAUAUAUGGAGAUGAAUAUAUUGUCUCCGGGACUGGUAGAAUGGCAUUAAAUAUGACCCAUCCCUCUCCACUGGAUGAAAACUGGUUACAAUACCGCCUACAUCUGACUCCUGACCUCUUGCCGGAGAAGGAAGAGCUACUGCUUCCUGGACCAGUACAAGUGCAGAUCGACAUACAGGUUUAUCGCAACUAUGGAAAAGAAUAUGGAGAGAAAACAAACCCCAACAUUAGUUAUCAGUUUUAUGUUCCAAAUGAUCACAGUGACUUGACAGAAAUUAAACUUGAAGGCAUAUGGAGCCUUACGACAACCCCCUGCUCCGUCUCCUGUGGCUUAGGUAUACAGAAGCAUCAGUAUGCAUGUGUGGACAAAGACACAAAAACACAUCUGGAAGGACACCAUUGUUCUGCGUCUUCUCCAUCUUUACCACCGCAUACAUCCUGUCAGCUCCCAGCCUGCCCACCAAGAUGGAUCACGGGAAAUUUUGGAUCCUGCAGCUCUUCUUGUGGUAGAGGAGAGAGAAUACGUUCUGUAACAUGUGUACAGAAACAUGGCGCGGAUGUUGUGAGGGUUCGGGAUUCAGACUGUCCAGCUGAUUCAGCUCCGAAUGCUGUUGAAAAAUGUAAUCUUCCACUUUGUCCUGCCAGGUGGCAUGUGUCAGAGGCAGGGAACUGUUCAGCGGUGUGCGGGCCAGGAGAAAUGAAACAAAACGUGUCAUGUGUACGGCAAGAAGACGGCCAAGAAGUUGAAGUUGAUGAAAGAUUCUGCUCAAAUAAAAUAAGACCUGCUGAAUCUGUGCCCUGUGUAGUGGACGUCUGUCCCAUUGGGUGGGACGUAACGAGAGAGGACCUGCCUGCUUUAAAGUCUGGCUUGAUGCCACGCUCUAGACAAGCCCCUGUGUUUGUGUGGAGUCCGGUUAUCAUUCAGUGCUCAAAAACAUGUGGCAAUGGAACGAUGCAAGUGUGGUUCUCUUGUGUGGACCAUGACACCAAAUGGAUGGUACACGAUUUCCACUGUGACCCUUCAACCAAACCUCCGCCAAAAUCUGAGAACUGUAAUACACUCCCUUGCCCUCCUAUGUGGCGAUCUAAGCCAGGCGUCUGCAGCACAACGUGUGGCAGAGGGGUUGCCAACACAGUGCUGUACUGUGCUCAGGAGAAAGAUGGAGAAGAGAAGGUACUGGAGGAUUCUGAGUGCAGGGACCUUCCAAAACCGACAGCAGUGGUGCCAUGUAACACCCACAACUGCCCGGCAAGGUGGAAGGUUCAGAGUACGUCGCCUUGCUCUCUAUCUUGUAACCUGGGUGUAGCUCACAGGAAUGUGUCCUGUGUCCAGUUUGCCCAAGGGAAGGAAACUGUGGUGCUGGAAGAGAGAUGUCAUACAUCAGUCAAACCUGCUAGCACGGUGCCAUGCCUUGUACAGGUGUGCACCUUUAGGUGGGAAGCAAAGCCAUGGAGCCAGUGUUCAGUGUCCUGUGGAUAUGGCAUUCAGUCCAGAACAGUGUCAUGCAUGGGCCCCUCGAAGCCAGAAUCCCUCAACCCACCACUGUGCAUGCACAUACCCAAGCCGAUCACCAUCCAGGGCUGCAGCAUGGACACCUGCACGGAUCUGUCACCGAGCUCAGUAGUAACUCUAGCUAUGCAUCCUGCUUUGGAGGAUUCUCACCCAUCUCACACUCCAUAUACAAUUAGAAAACAGCACCGCAUGGGUAAUCUUCCUCCGAGUCCAUCUAAGACACUCACCAUCCUGCAGUCCAGGAAAGCAACCAGUCCUUCAACUAAACCCCAUCCAUGUGGAGAGCUGCUCCUGCAAGAAUCCGACACAGUGGACUUGAGCAACAUUACUGGUUCCUGCAUGGUGGCCAUUGGCCGGCCCCUGGAUGAGGUCAUUCACGUCAAAGUAGAGUCAAGUUCCUUAAACUGCAGAAAGAGAGAACAUGCUCUAUUUUUCGACCGACUGGCGCUUGUGAGGAAGUGCGAGCAGGCAGGAGGCAGCACGCUGACCACCAGAACCAAUGUCCUUCUUGUGCGCCAGAAUCUUCUCACUUCAGGGAAUGGCAUCGUGUUCACCUACAGCUCACAGAGAAAUACGAAAAAGAGCCACCGUCAAAAUUGUGACAAGCAGCUGUUUUCCUCCAGCGGGGUAUUUGAGAAUCCAACAAACUCUGACACUAACCACACCUGUCGGGUGCUUAUCAAUGCCCCUCCCUCGGUGAAGAUAAGAAUCCAAGCAGUGCACAUCGGAUUGGUAUUCAAUGCCACAAAUUCACACUCUUCAUACAUUAUGAUCCGGGACACGGACAUGCUGAAGACUAAAGUGUUUAAAGGCACACAACUGUUUCAAUGGCACUCCUCUGGAAACAUGGCCGAGGUUGAAUUCCAUGGAGAUUACCAGCAUACGGCGGGAAGCUUCAGAGCGGAAUAUUCUUUUGUAUAAUUUUUAAAUGUUUUGAUUUCUUCUUAAAUAGGAUUUUUUUUUUUUUACAUAUUUCUAAUUAAGCCAGAUUAGCGGUUGUCAUGAGCAAGUAGAGGUAAGUGAGCAGUCAGAAUGUUCUAGUUCAAUUAGAUGUUAAAUUUAAAAACUACAAUGUGCAAAUUUGGUUCAUA
This is a messenger RNA of Hippocampus zosterae (dwarf seahorse), 4292 nucleotides long. It is a transcript of the gene adamts13, whose product is annotated as ADAM metallopeptidase with thrombospondin type 1 motif, 13. Gene Ontology annotation, biological process: proteolysis; extracellular matrix organization. The record is from RefSeq and is a predicted model, not a curated record. Gene Ontology annotation, cellular component: extracellular matrix. Bases 16 to 4122 code for a protein of 1368 amino acids. Gene Ontology annotation, molecular function: metalloendopeptidase activity. Lineage: Eukaryota; Metazoa; Chordata; Actinopteri; Syngnathiformes; Syngnathidae. The transcript is spliced from 26 exons.